Messenger RNA from Drosophila innubila, 1014 nucleotides. RefSeq names its product microfibril-associated glycoprotein 4-like. The record is from RefSeq and is a predicted model, not a curated record. The transcript has 2 exons. Bases 16 to 864 code for a protein of 282 amino acids. NCBI's taxonomy places the organism in Eukaryota, Metazoa, Arthropoda, Insecta, Diptera, Drosophilidae.
AAAAUCAGUUGGAAAAUGUUGCAGAAAUCAAUUUGUAUAAUCUUUGUAAUAAGUGCUUAUGCCUUAUUAUCUGAUGGAGUACCACAUUCUCAAUCUAAUGAGACCAAAGUAGUUGUUACAGUAAAAAUUGAUCAAUCCGAGAGGGAUCUUCUUAGAGCAGAGUUGGAGAGUCAGAGAAAGUUGCUAGAUCGACUCGUUAAGGAAUUGGAUCAACGCAUUUCGAGGUCUUAUCCGCUCGAUUGCUCCGAGGUUAAAUCUAGUGGGAUCCACGAUAUUCUGAUACCCAACUUUAGUAGUGAACCUUUUAAAGUUGUUUGUGAUGCCAGCACUAGUGGAGGUGGCUGGACGAUUAUCCUGAGAAGGAUGGACGGAAGAGUAGAUUUCUAUCGCAAUUGGAAUGCGUAUAAAAACGGAUUUGGAGAUCUUAGUGGCGAGUUCUUCAUAGGUCUGGAUAAACUACAUGCAAUGACGGAAAAUAGUUGUCAAGAGUUACUUAUCCUUCUCGAGGACUUUGAGGGAGAAACAAGGUUUGAAAAGUACGAGGAAUUUGCAAUCGGUGACGAGGACCACAAGUAUGUCUUACACACUUUGGGAAAAGCCAGUGGAACUGCGGGAGAUUCACUUACACAUCAUCGUGGCAAGAAAUUCUCCACAUUUGAUCGAGAUAAUGACGAUUGGAAAGAGGGUAAUUGUGCAGAAGUUAGUACUGGCGCCUGGUGGUACUUCGAUUAUAUGUGUCACUUCGGCAACUUGGCAGGAGUAUAUAACGACACCAGCAAAAGAAAAGGCGUCAAUUGGUACACGUUUCGGGGCUGGUAUUACUCCAAUAAAAGAGCCAUAAUGAUGAUACGGCCGAAGAAGUAAAUACAUCAACGUCCCAUUAGCCAAUUUUAUAUAUUCUGCGAUCCUGUAUCCUUACUCUGUAUUCAAAUAUGCAUGUUUAAAGAGAAUAUGUUAAGGUAAAGCUACUUUAAUAAAAAUAAGAAUGUUGUGAUCUUUUCUCAUUUUGCAAAA